Messenger RNA from Asparagus officinalis (garden asparagus), 549 nucleotides. RefSeq names its product ATP-dependent DNA helicase PIF6-like. The record is from RefSeq and is a predicted model, not a curated record. The coding region runs from base 1 to 549 and encodes 182 amino acids. The transcript has a single exon. Lineage: Eukaryota; Viridiplantae; Streptophyta; Magnoliopsida; Asparagales; Asparagaceae.
AUGACACAACGUGCUAUUCUUUCAACAAGGAAUGAGUAUGUUGAUGGACUUAAUGAAAAAUUAAUUGCAUUAUUUCCUGGUGAAGCUAAAACAUUCUUUAGCUUUGAUGAAGCAGUAGAUGACACAAAUAAUUAUUACCAAGAAGAGUUCUUGAACACCUUAAUGCCGAAUGGACUCCCGCCUCACAAAUUGAUUCUUAAAAGAAAUUGUCCGAUCAUGCUGUUACGUAAUCUUGAUCCAUCUAAUGGAAUGUGCAAUGGCACACGAAUGAUCUGUAGAGGAUAUGAAUAUAAUGUUAUCCAUGCUGAAAUCACAAUUGGUCAACAUUCUGGUCAAAAUGUCAUGAUUCCUAGAAUACCAUUAUCUCCAGCUGAAAAUGAGGGUUAUCCAUUCCAAUUUCGUAGAAAACAAUUUCCAAUCAAACUAUGUUUUGCAAUGACAAUAAACAAAGCGCAGGGACAAACAAUACCUUAUGUUGGAGUUUAUUUGCCACACCAUGUAUUCUCACAUGGUCAAUUAUAUGUUGCAUUAUCAAGGGGAUAUCAAUGA